GCUGGGGGCCGGGCCGGGCCCCAUCGUGUCCGCGCUCUGACUCCUUCGCAGCGGGCGGGCGGGAACCACCUCUGAGCGGCGGUUGGUACCGAGAAGCGGAGGCGCCGCGGCGGCCCCCGGCACCGGCGGCCGGAGAUGUCCGGGAGGCUGGAGAAAGCAGAUUCCCAACGCUCCCACCUGACCUCAUUCACCAUGAAGUUGAUGGAUAAGUUUCACUCACCAAAAAUCAAACGGACACCGUCAAAGAAAGGGAAACCUGUGGAAGUAGCGGUUAAAACCAGCACUGAGAAAACUCCCAACAAGAGUUUAAACCGUUUGGAGGAGCAGGAGAAGGAAGUGGUGAGUGCGCUACGGUAUUUUAAAACCAUUGUGGAUAAAAUGGUGAUCGACAAAAAAGUGCUUGAGAUGUUACCGGGUUCGGCCAGUAAAGUCCUGGAGGCCAUCCUGCCCUUAGUACAGGUGGAUCCACGCAUUCAGCAGAGGAUGCUGCAGGUGAAGGGGUUGCAGACUGGCAACGUGCUAUCCACUAGUUCCGCCAUCACAUCUUGUUUAAACCAUGUGUACCAGAGCCUGGCCAAUCUCAUUCGCUGGUCUGACCAGGUGAUGCUCGAAGGCGUGAAUCUAGAGGAUAAGGAAAUGGUCAUGACUGUGAUUAAGGCCGUGCUGGAUGGGGUUAAGGAGCUUGUGAAACUGACGAUAGAGAAGCAGGAACAGCCAUCGCCCACCUCUCCCGUGAAACCCAGCCCACUAGCAUCCAAAACUGACAGCUCCACAGAGCUUCCACUGACAGAGCGAGAGAAGGAGAUUCUGACGAAAACCACGCCCAUGACACGAUCGCUGGAGCUACUGCCAGACUCUGCAGAUGUUGAGUGUGCGCCUCCCAAACCCCCGCUGCCUGGCAUUCGAAACCUUGACCACAGCAGCAGCCCUGUGUUACCGCCCUUACCGCCCAAGAAGAGGCAAUCCGCACCCUCCCCGACCAGAGUGGCAGUGGUCUCUCCCAUGAGUCGAGCAGCGAGUGGCUCCAGUUUACCCAACAGCAAACAGGACUUUGACAGCUUGGAAUGUCUUCUGCAGAGACGGUUCUCCGGUGGCAGCCACUCCUACAGUGGGGAGUCGCCUCGGAUGUCCCCCUGUAACAGCAUGGGGAAGUUCAGCAAGUCAGACGAGCAGCUCUCCUCGCUGGACAACGACAGUGGCCAGUGCUCCCAGAACACCAGCUGCGAGACGCUCGACAACACGGAGACCUACGACCCUGACUAUGACUUCCUACAUCAGGAUCUUUCGGCCACCGACCAGGUUCCCCAGCACCCGCCGGGAACUCUCAGCCCUUUGCCGGAGUCAGCGGUCGAAUCCAGUUCUCCUCUUCCCGGACAGACCUUUCCUCCCCCGUUCGGUGUUUGCCAAACGCCAGACUGGCGGCAGAUGUCGCAGGCUGCCGUCCCCUUGCAACAGACACAGGCGCCGCCAGCCUUGCCGGAGAAGAAGCGUCGCAGCGCUGUGUCCAUCGGUUCGUCGGACAGUUCGGGGUCGCGGGCGUCUUACAGUAGGUUGCCGUCUCAGUACGACAAUAUCUCCGAGGAGGAGCAGCAGCUGCAGAACCCGACACACGGUUUCACCCCGUUCGCGAUCGUGUCGCCACAGCAGCACGGAGUUCCCUCCAUGCCACCCGGUUUCCAAGAGGCCGAUCCGUCAGAAUUGUCCAGGAUACCAGAGAAACCCCCACCACUCCCAGAGAAAAAGAGCCGUCACAUCCUGGCGUAUAUGCAGUUUGUGGAGGAUUACUCGGAGCCACAGCCGCACGUCUUUUACCAGACUCCGCAGAACGAGCACAUUUACGAGCAGCGCAACAAACGCUUCCAGGAAGUCUACGGAUUCAACGACUCCUUCAGCAGCACCGAUUCUUCCUCCCAGGAGUUUGUGCCACCUCCUGCCCUGCCACCCAAACAGAGGCAACUGUUCAAGUCGGUCUUUAGGUCCUACUCACAGGACUUUGUCCCUCACCAUCACGCCUCUCCUUCUCUCUGCACUAUCUCCUCACACUUUGCAGUUGUGCACCAGUCCAGGAGCACCGAACUAACUUUGCCGGGCGCUUCAGGUGCCGUGAAAGCUGCCGAACGCCUGGACCUCUCUCACGAUACCGCAACGCCUGCUCCUGUCUGCCUCCCUCCUGAAUCUGCUUUUCCCAUCUUGCUUCCAACUUCUUCGAGCGAGACCAAUAGCGAAGAUGCUGGUGAGGGUGAAUAUGUCAAUCUGUAUUCGUCCAGCCAAACCAACGGGGACCUCUCUCACCCUGAGGCAGAAGUGCCGCUGUGUGCCAACACUGAGCCUGCGGAGUCUGAGAAUGCACAAGAAGUCAACCAGGACGACUCUGAGACGAUGGGGGGUAGUGAAACGGGAAAACAGGAUGGAGAUGACAGGCGAGCAAAAGCCCUGGAAUCGGCAGAUUCAGGUCAGUGUGAAGAAGAAGUGGACGAGCUGUCGCUCAUCGAACACGAGGAAAUCAUGUCUCGGCUGACACUCAAGCAGGAGGGAGAAGACGGGCCGGAAGUGCGAGGAGGCUCAGUGGACAUCCUGAUCGUACACGCGACCGAGACUGACCGCAAAGACCUGGUCCUUUACUGCGAAGCAUUUCUCACAACGUACCGAACGUUUAUUCCACCGGAGGACAUCAUCAAGAAGCUGCACUAUCGAUAUGAGACGUUUUGCAACUGUCCUGACACGUUCAAGAAGCGAGUGAGCAAGAACACUUUCUUUGUGCUGGUGCGAGUGGUGGACGAGCUGUGUCUAGCGGAGUUGUCUGACGAGAUCCUGAAGGUGCUGAUGGAGCUCGUGUUCCGCCUGGUGUGCAGCGGGGAGCUGAGCCUGGCCCGGGUUUUACGCAAGAAUAUCCUGGACAAAGCGGAGCAGAAGAGGAUUGUGAGGGUAUUGGCUCUGAUGAAGCCACUGGCUGCUCGAGGGGUGUCAGCCAGGCCGGGGACACUUCAUGACUUUCACAGUCACGAGAUCGCUGAACAGCUCACGCUCUUAGACGCUGAACUUUUCUACAAGAUUGAGAUCCCUGAGGUUUUACUCUGGGCCAAGGAGCAGAACGAGGAGAAGAGCCCCAACCUGACACAGUUCACUGAGCACUUCAACAACAUGUCCUACUGGGUUCGGUCAAUAAUCAUUCAGCAGGAGAAAGCUCAGGAUCGGGAACGGCUCCUCUUGAAGUUCAUCAAAAUUAUGAAGCACUUACGGAAAUUGAAUAAUUUUAAUUCCUACCUGGCGAUCCUCUCCGCGCUGGACUCCGCUCCAAUACGGAGGCUGGAAUGGCAGAAACAAACCUCGGAGGGUCUGGCUGAGUAUUGUAUGCUCAUCGACAGCUCCUCCUCAUUCCGUGCAUACCGGGCUGCGCUGGCUGAGGUGGAACCGCCCUGUAUCCCGUACCUGGGUCUCAUUCUGCAGGACCUGACCUUCGUGCACCUGGGAAACCCAGACUUCAUCGACGGAAAGAUCAACUUUUCCAAACGCUGGCAACAGUUUAACAUCCUGGACAGUAUGAGACGCUUCCAGCAAGUCCACUACGAACUGAAGCGAAAUGACGAGAUCGUUAGCUUCUUCAACGACUUUGGCGAUCACCUGGCGGAGGAGGCCUUGUGGGAACUGUCGCUAAAAAUCAAACCACGCAACAUCCAACGGCGGAAAACAGAGCGGGAAGAGAAAACCUAGGGGCUGGGACGAUGGUCGAGUCAGAAGCUUAGGUGGCAGCUAAUGGACCCAUUUAAGCGACCCUUUACCUGACUGAGCUGCCGAAGCCAGUUGCCGAGGGGGCUUCACCUGCGGAGCUCUGACGAGAGUAGACGGCGACACCGCUCGAGGGGAUUCCUUCACCCGCUACAUCACCACCCGCCACAGUCUCCUCCCCGUCAUCCUUACGCUGUCCAUCCAGUCGAGCCCGCUCGCUCAGCCCCACAUUAACCCACAGACCCACAUGGGCUUCACAGACGGAGAGAGAGAGAGAGAGAGAGAGAGACUCCUUUGGGAAAACUGUUUGACAUUGUGUAGGUACAAAGGUUCGACAGUGGACUGACUUCUCUUGUUUAUAGAAUAACAAAUAGCGGUACUAGCAAUUGCACAGGUAACCUUAAAUCUAACUGUACUGUAGGAGACAGACUGGCUGGUUGUAAAUACUAGCUCUCUAGUUUGAUGUGACGUUAUUGGAGUUUGUUUUGCAUGAGUGUGACAGAACGCCAGGAAAUCGGGAUUUGUCCGGAAAAAAACAAUGGAUUGUACAUUGAGGAGGCUGCGGAGAGUUCAGCCGGCCCGGGGCUGGGGCAGAACCCAGACUGGUCACAGACUCAAACCUCUGCUCUUGCAGUUUGCAAAUCUCCAGCGUGGAAAUCUGCAUUCAGGGUGAGAAGCGGUGAGAAGAAUUGAUCGGAAAUCUUCCCCCCCGGCUUUUAUUGCUGUUAAAUAUUAAGGAGCAGCUCAGCCGGCCAUUUGAACGGUGGGAGGAACGGAGGUUUGCAUGUGCAACUCCUCUGAGGACGAUCCGAGGCUGUUGGGGGCGACCUGUCUGGCUUGGAGUUUGAUUAUUCAGCCCUUUAAAUGAUAGUCAAAUGAAUUGGCUUCCACAUGCAGGACCCAGACUGUGUGCCCCUGAUCCUGCCAGCACCUCCCUCCCCCGAGCUGUGAGACACAACGGCUCUCCGUGCUGCGAGGCUGGGCAAAGCGGAGUGCCUUUGAUCCACUUUAAAACAAUGAUUUGUUCAGCAGCAAUCCCCUCUCCACUUUCCCGCAACAAAAAAACAAAACGCUUUUCAUUCUACGCCAUGACUCCCAGUAAGAUAUUCCCUCCCACCCUCCCUGCAGCACUUUAUAACAGAUAAAGAAUCCGAUCACACGUAGUGCGUGGCAAUGCCGGGCUGGUUCAUUUGUUUUAAACCCCGUUUUGUUGUUUUUCUCUGAAUGUUCUCAAAAUUCCCACCUUCCAGGAGCCCGUGUGCAUUGGGGAGCUCCCAGUCACACGGAGAGUGUCCUGGCAGGGGUAGGAAGCCUUUAACCCUUUCACUAACACAGACGUACGGAACUGAAUAUAUCUCAGACGGUAGUUUUAGAGCAUUCAGCCUUACUUAACGUGUCACCUGUAAUUUGGUGAGUGCUAAAAUCACCGUUGAACUCAUGAAUAGCCCAGCAGUUAGUGUAAGUGUGUGUGGGUGAGAUUACAGCGCGUUUCGGCAGUGAGUCCAGUGUAUUUUGUUCCGACACAUUCUCUGUUCUCCACAGUUUGCCGCUAUUAUCUCAUUUUUUAUGUAUCGUAUGAACUUUCAAGGUUGGAUAAUGUCCUCAGUUUACGGUCCCAUCAAUUUCACAGCAGACUUUUGGUCAAAUAUAAAGCUACAUGUAGAAAAUUCACAACGCAAAAGGCUAUUAUGUAAACACCGGGGUGCUGGGUUAGUGCAGCCUGGGUGGAAACGUCAUAGGUCUUCAAGUCAGUCUAUCUCUCAAAUUGACUUAAAAGUGUUUUGAAUUGAAUGUCAAACCUGCACAGGGAACGUGUUUGUUCGCACCAUGAUAAAGAGAGUUCAAAUGGCACCAUUUUGACAUCUGUCACUGACCCAUAUUUGGGGGAAACGCAUGUGGAAGCAAAUAAUGUUUUGGUUUCAGGGACAAGUGAUACAGAAUAACGUGAUGGGAUCAAUCUGUUUGCCUCUCUGAAUAGUGAGACCGGAAAAAGUCUGACUGUCAAACGGGUUUUGCUUCCGAGGUCAGACCAGUCAGUGAGCUGCUGGUUACAGAUGGCCCGAAGGUGUUUUGGUUUAGUUGGAAUGAAAGGUUCAGUUACUUUACCGAAACUAAACUGACUAAUUAGUUUUAAUUGUCGGGAUUUUGUUAGUUGCCCUAAUCAUACUGGAAUCAGUAGGAAUUGGCUUCAAGUAACUUGCACGCGGACAAAGUUGCCAUUAUUUUUAUUGCCAUUGUUUUAAGAUUGCCGUGGAGCUCUUGCCGAGCCACCGUGUUUCCAUUCGUUCGUCAGCGAUUCUGUCAGACCCAGUGCCGAGGUCUCUUUUCCCCCCCUUCUUCCACCCAGUACACCUCCAAAUAGAAAAUAAAAAUCAGGCUUUUAGUCUGAAUGUUUAAUGGAAAUUAUGGAACUGCAAGAUUGAAGGCAUUACUUCCACGGGCUGUAUUGCAGAACAGAUAGACGAUAAUGUCUCCACUGCACACAAUUCUGCCUCCUGUUCAGUCGUGAACAGUUCAGCCGAGUAAGAUGUGGAUGGCCACCGUUUUAUUUCAGAGGAAACCUGAGGAGUUUGCAUUGUGUGGAUUCAAUAUCGCAUAAACUUUGUAAAUAAUCACUUUCAUUGUCCGUUGCAUGAGGUGUUCUGAAAUCAAUAUAAUUGAUUGCUGUAAUCAAUUGUUACUCUUAUUAACAGACCAAUGGAAAGGCAUCAUUUCUGUGGCUCUCUCGGAUUUGAUGCUCAUUGUUCCUGCAAAAAUGUGUUGAUUGUAACCUGAUGGAUCGUCUCAAUUCUGUGGAAUCACUGACUUAUUGUUGCCCCUUCAUUUCCUCCUCCUCCCCCGCCCCCCCCAUUACAAUCUUGUCUUUGCUGAUUCCUGGCCUCAGUGUUCACAGUUGUCUAACGGCAGUUUGUGUUCCCCAAACAUGUAGCAAUCCCUGUCCUGCGGCGAUGGGCCAGGUUCAUUCAAGUGAGCGGUAAAGCUCCUCUUUGCCUGCCCAGCAACCUGCCUGACACUCAUAUUGACGGAAAUGAGUUCAGAUGCCGGUUGGCCGUUGAGAACUGAUUUUCUUCACAAGAACACAGCACUUUACCGACACAACUACAGGCAAUAGGUCAUCUCGGUGAUAACCUGCUGUUAGUUAGUUUGUGGAUAGACAGUUAUUGGAGAAAUGGUCCAGACUGGCACCAAACAACCACACAGAGUGUGGUGCGAACUCUGUAGUUUCAUUUCCUACUUUGCAUCAUGUUCAGCGAUUUAAAAGUGUGUUGUUUGCCCUCACACACACCCCCUCACCUCGAGGCUGGAUGGCCCCCAGGUGAAUUGAGUCUGUCCGGACUCUGUCCGGAACGGUAGCUGAGCUUGGCUCAGUCGAUAGUGAGCUCAUCUCUGAAGGUUGUGAUUUGAGACCCCACAUGGGACUGUAAGGUCACGGUUGAGGCUGACGCUCCAGUGCAGUGUUGGGGGAGUGCCGCAUUGUCCGGAGGUACCGUAACUUAAUGAAAUGCCAGAUGCUGCUUUCUGCAAAAACCCAGCUGAAGUAGGAGUUUUUAAAAUGAUUAAUACAGCCUGUGUUUAUUUUGCGCUCAGUUUUCUAAAAAUCUGUGAUGUCCAUGACAUCAACAGGUCAUUGUUUAAUCUAGGCCGAGCUCCUGUUUAAAUCAAAGCAGUAAAAUGGUGUGAAAUGAGGGGACACGUUUAUGCUGAAUGUGAGCAAGCUGCUUGGGCUAUUGCCAAGGCACAGUGUUGUCAUUGUUGACCUGUUUUUUAUUUUGGACACGUUUGUGAUUGCUCAUGUAGAUAUUAAAAUGAGUGUUUUUUUUGCCUUGAAUGCUUUUAAGGCUGUUGUCGGGAGGCCAGCCUUCACCGCAGUGUCACAGCCUAACAGGCUUGAUUCCCUCCCCCCCCUCCUCCCUCGCCCGCUUUCUGUAUUACUGUAUAUUAUUACAAUGUUGUGUUUCCCGCAACCAUUUCAAAUGUGUAACUUUUUAAAAAUAAAACCUAACCUCCAUGUUUACAGUGCAUGCAGCAGACUGCAGAUUAAAGAGACAAUCAAACUGC
Molecule: messenger RNA, 7785 nt
Organism: Callorhinchus milii (elephant shark)
Lineage: Eukaryota; Metazoa; Chordata; Chondrichthyes; Chimaeriformes; Callorhinchidae
Gene: rapgef1b
Product: Rap guanine nucleotide exchange factor (GEF) 1b
Exons: 27
Coding region: 136-3711 (1191 amino acids)
Biological process (GO): positive regulation of GTPase activity; Ras protein signal transduction
Cellular component (GO): plasma membrane
Molecular function (GO): guanyl-nucleotide exchange factor activity
Source: RefSeq, a predicted model, not a curated record